UAGCAGGGAGGGGGCCGAGGGGUGAGCCAGCGGGGGAGGCUGACAUCACCCCGGCAGCAGCCCUUUAAACCCCCCACUCAGCCAGCGCCCCAUCCUGUCUGUCCAAGUUCAGACACGGAGUGCUCCUUCCCUCCUGCGAGCCCGAGGAACCCCUCUCUCUCACAACAUGGCCAACAAGGGUCCUUCCUAUGGCAUGAGCCGCGAAGUACAAUCCAAAAUCGAGAAGAAGUACGACGAGGAGCUGGAGGAGAGGCUGGUGGAGUGGAUCAUAGUGCAGUGUGGCCCAGAUGUGGGGCGCCCGGACCGCGGGCGCCUGGGCUUCCAGGUCUGGCUGAAGAAUGGCGUGAUUCUGAGCAAGCUGGUGAACAGCCUGUAUCCCGACGGCUCCAAGCCAGUGAAGGUGCCCGACAACCCUCCUUCCAUGGUCUUCAAGCAGAUGGAGCAGGUGGCUCAGUUCCUGAAGGCGGCGGAGGACUACGGGGUCACCAAGACUGACAUGUUCCAGACUGUUGACCUCUUUGAAGGCAAAGACUUGGCGGCAGUGCAGAGGACCCUGAUGGCCCUGGGCAGCUUGGCGGUGACCAAGAAUGAUGGGCACUACCGUGGAGACCCCAACUGGUUCAUGAAGAAAGCCCAGGAGCAUAAGAGGGAAUUCACAGAGAGCCAACUGCAGGAGGGCAAGCAUGUCAUUGGCCUACAGAUGGGUAGCAACAGAGGGGCCUCCCAGGCUGGCAUGACGGGCUACGGACGACCUCGGCAGAUCAUCAGUUAGAGGGAGUGGGCCAGCCCCCAGCCCUGCCCUUCCCCAGCUCGCCGGCCGCAGCCAUCCUGCCUAGCCUGCUCACCCACACCGUGUAGUUCCUUCAGCCCUGGCCAAGCUUUGAGGCUCCGUCACUGAGCAAAGGUGACCACACUUGGGCAGCUCUCCCCCACCCCUCAGCCCAACUUCUUACCCCAAAGCACUGCUCCCCUAACCCUCCUCCCAGCUCCCCUACCGUCUCCCACCAUCUCUCGCCACCCUGGGCCGGGCAAUGGAGGGGGGACAUGGGCUGGGGGUGGCUGGUAGGGGCAAGUCCACCAUCCUCCUUGGCCGCAGAUUCCCGUUGAAGGAAACCCAGCCCAAACUCCCGUUUUUUUUUUUUUGUUGUUGUUUUUUUUUUUUUUGCUGGAAUAUUUUGGAGGUUGAAAUUCAAAAAAGAAACAAAUAUAUACAUCAAUCUUUUCUCA
Molecule: messenger RNA, 1227 nt
Organism: Lutra lutra (Eurasian river otter)
Lineage: Eukaryota; Metazoa; Chordata; Mammalia; Carnivora; Mustelidae
Gene: TAGLN
Product: transgelin
Exons: 5
Coding region: 167-772 (201 amino acids)
Molecular function (GO): protein binding
Source: RefSeq, a predicted model, not a curated record